AUGCGUCUGUCUGAGUGCUUUGGUCGCCGAAAUGCACUCAUCGUCAAUGGAUGGAUUAAUGUAUUUGGUGCUCUACUAGAAUACUUUUCUAAAGCGAUGGCAUCGCCUGAGUUGCUAAUUUUCGGUCGGCUGGUACUUGGAGCAGUAAUGGGACUUUCGACAGGGUUGGUGCCUAUGUAUUUAAUGGAAAUCACUCCUACAAAGUAUCGAGGAGCGGCUGGCACUCUUCAUAUGGUGGCAGUUGCAUUUUCUGAUUGGUUUUCACUCUUUAUCGGAUUACCUGAGAUUCUAGGAAACACGCAAAGUUGGCCUCUAGCAUUUGCAUUCCCAGGCAUUCCUGCACUCAUGCUUUGUUGUAUUCUUCCAUUUUGUCCUGAAAGUCCAAAGGUAUGGAUGGAAACUAAAAUCGUAAUACAUGGACCCGAUAAUUUUAAGUUUACUCUCUUCACGCGUGGAGAUGCUUCAAAGGCUGUCUUAGAUCUAAAACGAUUUGUAGACGAUAAUGAGGCGGAAUAUAUGUUUGAAGCUUUGGAACGUGAAGCUAUAAUGAUUAAUGAAGGCCCAGGAACAUAUAAACAAAUAUUCACCGAGCGUUCGCUUCGAGUACCUCUACUAAUCUCUAUUAUGGUAAUGAUCACUCAACAAUUUACGGGUUGUUCUGCUGUUUUUGCCUAUUCGACAGAUAUGUUUUUGAAUGCAGGAAUUAGAGGGUUAGUACUUUUAAUAGAAACUAAAUUAAUGUUAACUCAAAUUUUUAGUCAAAUGGCAAGAUUCAGCACUCUAGCUGUUGGAAUAGCGUACUUUUUGUUUGCAUUAACUGCCCCUUUUUUGAUUGAACGCGCCGGACGGAGAAUUCUUCUGAUCUUUCAAUUAUCAAUGUGCUCGUUAUCACUCACACUUCUCAGCUUCUUUAUGUGGCUACAAAAUUUUGGAGGGCAUGUUUGGGCUGGCUAUGCUACCAUAGGUGCUCUAAUUUUCUACAUGUGUGUAUACGGUAUUGGUUGCGCAGUACCAUGGCUAAUAACUGGAGAAUUAUUUCCUACCAAAUACAGAGCUUCUGCAAUUACUGUCGCGGUUUCCGUUGCCUGGUCUUUAUCCUUUGUUGUCUCUACGUGUUAUCUACCUUUUCAGCAGCUUGUUGGCAAUUCAUUAAGCUAUGUACCUUUUAUUAUUGUCAGUGGAUGUGGAGCUGUUUUUGUAUAUUGGGUUUUACCAGGUUCUUUGAACUUCGAACAUUAA
Messenger RNA from Meloidogyne enterolobii, 1239 nucleotides. Lineage: Eukaryota; Metazoa; Nematoda; Chromadorea; Rhabditida; Meloidogynidae. The record is from the annotation of a GenBank genome assembly.